AUGAUUCAUCUUGGAUAUCUUCUUCUUAGACAGCAUGCUCCAUCAAUCAUUUUCCUGGAUGAAAUUGACAGUAUCGGAUCUGCUCGAAUGGAAUCUGGGAGCGGCAAUGGUGACAGUGAGGUGCAGCGAACUAUGCUGGAGCUUCUAAAUCAGCUGGAUGGAUUUGAAGCAUCAAACAAGAUAAAGGUUUUGAUGGCUACAAAUCGGAUUGAUAUUCUGGAUCAAGCUCUCCUUCGGCCAGGACGAAUUGACAGGAAGAUUGAAUUUCCAAAUCCCAACGAAGAUUCACGUUGUGAUAUCUUGAAAAUCCAUUCAAGAAGGAUUAAUUUAAUGCGUGGGAUUGAUUUGAAGAAGAUAGCUGGGAAGAUGAAUGGUGCUUCUGGUGCAGAGCUCAAGAUCUCCGAGAGCAAUUUAUUAAUAUUUGGAAAGAGAUGGUGUGAAUUUAAGCUUGGAAAGAGAUGGAAUUAA
Molecule: messenger RNA, 468 nt
Organism: Populus trichocarpa (black cottonwood)
Lineage: Eukaryota; Viridiplantae; Streptophyta; Magnoliopsida; Malpighiales; Salicaceae
Product: 26S proteasome regulatory subunit 8 homolog B
Exons: 6
Coding region: 1-468 (155 amino acids)
Biological process (GO): proteasome-mediated ubiquitin-dependent protein catabolic process
Cellular component (GO): proteasome regulatory particle, base subcomplex
Molecular function (GO): proteasome-activating activity; ATP hydrolysis activity; ATP binding
Source: RefSeq, a predicted model, not a curated record